GAGCACAGUCUGACUAAAGCUUCUUAUGAAGUUAUUCGAGAUGAGUAUUUGUUGUACAAAGACAUCUUUAGGAAACACACAUACAUAGUUGAGUACGCUUUAGAAAACGACCUUUUAACAAUAGACAAAAAAGUCAGAGACAAACUAAAUAUUCCAGUCAUGUUUGUAACCUUGAACCAAGACACUGACGAGUACUUUGGCAGCAAGCUGAGCAGAUUUCUAUUUGGAAAAGUUUUGGGCUACGACGAAUUUCUCAAGGAUAUGAUUAAAACCUUCGUGGUGGGAGAAAACGAAGUUGGCUACCUCAAGAAUGUGUUGUCAGGAAAGAUUGUCACCAUAGAAAAUUCCUGGUUCACCAAAUACACCUCAGCAAUUGAAGCUUUACUUAAUACGGUCUUUUUCACAUUAUCCUUAUCUUUGGUGGUGACGUACUGUCACUGCACCAUUCACAGGUUCCUAAAUGAAGUAUUCUUCAAUGGUUCUUUCAAUGAGUUAGGCCCUUUGUUUAUUAGCAUUCUAAUUUCGAUUUGCAUCCAAAAUGAAAUAGAAAAGUAUUUCAACAAUGGAACAACAGCUAGAUAUUUAAUUAUGAUCAUUUGGUGUGCCAACAAAUAUGAUGCUCUUUUAUGUUAUUCUUCUAUAACAAAGAGAAACUGGUUGAAGUUCUUCUACUUGUACACUUAUAUGUUUUACGCUUAUCACAGUCGAUUCAAGGAACAAUAUAAUAAUUUGGCACUUCUAACAUCUGGAUUGUUCAUAUUCCACUCCAUGGUUUACUUUUUUCAUCAUUAUGACUUACCCCUUGUGUUAACUUCCCAAAGAUCUUUUAAUUCGUAACCACCAUAAUUGUUGUAACGUUUGUAAAUGUUAUAAAAUAAAAUUUCCACCUUUAAUUAAAAGUUUAUAAAUUUAUAAAUGCAACUCCCAAAUAGUUUAAAGUACAUUUGUAUAAUUAAAAUCAAUGCGGGGAGUCGUAGAACAAAUAUACAGAAUCCCUCGACAAACUUAACCGACAAUUUCCUUUAUUUAAACAACUGAAAACAUCUGUACAACCCCAACAGACAGAUCAUCCUCUAUUUAUCCAACUCGGCGUCCCAAUGGCUUGCCAAAACAAGUAGCACAUGUUCGAACAGGAGCCUUGUACACGAUAAAACGGAAUCGUCCUGUUUAUCGGGCGUGCAUUCGCCCCCAAAAUCCGAUUCGCAACCGUUGUUUUAUGUCGCCAGGAUAUUCAAUGAAAUUUAAUUCCGUGUGUUUAAUUAUUCAAUAUUGGAUCGGCCGAGGAAAUUUCCCGUUUGUGUGUUGAUUGAUUUAAUUAAUUAGUGAUUAAUGGACGAGCAUGAAGUAUAGGAAACGUGUCAACCGAAGAAACACGCCGGAACACUGUUCAACUGCACACAGGACGUGUUUGUUCACGGGAAAUUAAUCAAUCAAGUCUAGUUUUGUUGGUAGUUAGUUAAUGUUGUUGUGCUUAACUUUUCACUCGUUAUAACUGGAGUAUUUUCCUAAUUUAAGUACAGAGCCGUACGGGAAUAAAGAGCAUCGGAACCGAGUUAAUUGGCUAAAAGGCAGUGCGAAGGCAACAAAUUGGCUACAUUAAAAGGAAUAAAGGUGCUGUGUCAAACAAGAAAGUCGCUUGAUGUCGCAAAUGGAGAGGAUCUUUGCACAUUACGGACUCAUUCAAGGCGCAAAUCACAAAUAAACAAAUCUGUUAAGGCGGCGCAAUUUUUAUUUGUUGACGUCACCGUGGCAACGGCCGGGCUGUCACUUUGAUUGGGGUUAGGUUCAUCGAUGUUUUUUUACGAGUCAUGGCUAAUCGACGGGAGACCGUUAACAUCAGACUCGUCACGGCGCCACGUCGAGGGAACGACAGGAUGUUCCGGACGCUCUACUUCCACGGAGCCGUUGCCUACGCCAAGAAACUUCCCGGCUACAUCCGACGACUUAUAGAGGCUGCGGUGCUUGUGGCGGCGAUGUUCGCGUUGUUCGUGCUGGCCGAAAGACACCUGGCGUUUCAGCGUGACCCCCCCACUUGUCUGGACCACGUGGACCGGUCGUUGCUUCGGCGCGGCAUCUUGAGGGUGGAUGUGGUGAGGACUUUGAACAGGAAUUACACCUUGGAGAUGAGCUACGAGACGGAGAAGAAGUUGAAGCUGAACCAAAGAACGAACAGAUUGUCGAAGGAGCUGCUGAAAAAUGUCUACGUCAUUUACAACGGGCUGCUGCAGAUAAAGGAGUACUCCCUGGACAACAUGAACACGAGCCAAAUAGAGACGAAUCGGAGGGCACGUGAGGCUGAACUCUCAGAAAGUAACGUGCUGGGCAGUACUGUUUUCAUGAUGGAAUACGCGUUGGAUAUUGGCAUACUGAAAAUGGAUGAGAACACCCGGAGGAAGUUAAACAUUUCGGUCACUUUGGUGGCUUUAGAUCCAGAUAUUGAUGAGUGUUUUGGUAAUGGGUUGAGCAGGAUGUUGUUGGAGGAAGUCUUAGGCUAUAAUGAACUGCUUAUUUCCUCCAUCAGAACGCUUGCAAUUAAGGAGGGCGGAAUAGGUUACUUAAAAAAAUUGAAUUCUGACGAGUAUUACCAGUUUAACUUUAUGAUCUGCAACAGUUACGUAUCAUUAGUUGUAGCAUUGUUGGUGAUGUAUUUAUACAUAGUUAUUGUGUCAGUUAUUGCGGCUUAUGCAAACAGGAUUAACCUGGUCAACCCUACAUUGAACAUUUUUGCCACCAUCUUGUUGGUGAUGUUGGCCUUAAACGGAGUCGACUCAAUGAUGGACUUCUACUUCAACGACAACUCGACGGGUUUCUACAUGAUUGUGAUAAUAUGGUGCGCCAACAAAUUCGACACGAUUUGCUCCCACACUCCCAUGACCAAAAGACACUGGCUGAGAUUCUUCUACUUGUACCUCUACAUGUUCUACGCCUAUAACUGCAAGUACAAAGGACAAUACAGUGAUGUAGCACUGGUGGCGACUUACCUGUUGAUCCUCCACUCCAUGGUUUAUUUCUUUCAUCACUACGAACUGCCGGUGAUACUUAACGCCCAAAGGGUGAUGGUGAUGUACCAGCAAAUGCUGACGUCCCGUCACCUCCAGCCACAAGCUAAUCCUGUGGUUUUCAAUGUGCAUAUGUGAGUUCCAACAGAGGCGAUCGGGAUUUUAAUGUGUUCGACUCCCCGAAUUGAAACUGUAUUUGGGGCGAUUCAUUUUAAUGGUUCGCUAGGAUUUAGUGCGAAUUUAUUGUCGCCCCUUGUUGUUUAUGAAACUAUUAAACUCUUCUAUAAAAUUU
Molecule: messenger RNA, 3291 nt
Organism: Aethina tumida (small hive beetle)
Lineage: Eukaryota; Metazoa; Arthropoda; Insecta; Coleoptera; Nitidulidae
Product: membralin
Exons: 3
Coding region: 1809-3137 (442 amino acids)
Biological process (GO): positive regulation of ERAD pathway; response to endoplasmic reticulum stress
Cellular component (GO): endoplasmic reticulum
Source: RefSeq, a predicted model, not a curated record